AUGGACCAAACCCUAUUCUGCUUCUCCCUGGCAAAGGCAAGAUUUGGCAGCUCCACCUGUAUUCGCCUCCUGAUGAUCUCACUGGCAGCCUGCACUUCUUACAAAUGUGUUGUAAGCAAGCAGCGUAAGGACUCAUUUUCACUGCCUGGAGAGGGAGGUGUGACUUUCCUACCUCCAUCACCUACAGAACACUUCUCUUGUGUAUUUGUGCUUAAUUAUUCCCUUGAUUUCUUCACCUUCCAACAUUCAGUUAACUCCGAGAACUCUCUUCUCAAACGGUCUGUGGUUCAUUGGGGUGUAAUUGAAUUGGAGACAUUCACAAGAGGGGAGGCUUCAUUCCUUAAUCUUAGUAUUUGGGGCUGUAGCUAG
Podarcis lilfordi (Lilford's wall lizard) is the source of this 369-nucleotide messenger RNA. Lineage: Eukaryota; Metazoa; Chordata; Lepidosauria; Squamata; Lacertidae. The record is from the annotation of a GenBank genome assembly.